Pseudonaja textilis is the source of this 2102-nucleotide messenger RNA. Lineage: Eukaryota; Metazoa; Chordata; Lepidosauria; Squamata; Elapidae. The record is from RefSeq and is a predicted model, not a curated record.
UGGCAGGAGAAGAGUUACUUCAGAUUCCCCUAGUCCACCCCCGCGCCUUUUGCAUUGAAGGAAGUUCUGUUUGCACGGGAGGAAAGAUGCGAACCAAGCCGGGAUUCUACUCUCUGGGUGGAGCUGGCAGUCCAAAGGCGCUGUUAAAGAGACGCGCCUAUGUGGCUAUAUAAGUCUUUUCCAACGAAGGAAAGCGAGAUACUGUGUGGCUUCUCGGCAAGUUAAGGGCUAGCGUUGGAGGUGACAUGGUGAAAUGGCCACGGAGGAGAAAUACCCGAGUGAGGUUCUGUGAGGUUCUUCCAGCGUGUACAGAAAUGGGGACAAUGGUUAUUUCGCCACUCCUUGCAGCAGAGGCUUUCUUAUGCUGAGCCUGCACUGUACCUAAUAUUUGAGAAAAUUGGAGACAUAUCACUUAACCCUUGGGAAAAUAUUGCAGAGAAAAGGAAAACAGUGGUGGUCUUACUUUUUGGAAAACACACUUAACUGCUUGGCACAGUUUUUCUCAUUGAUUCCAUCUUAACAGCUAGAGCUUCCUUAAGGUACUUCUUCCCUGCUUUCAUCACAGUUGGAGAAUUUGCUUGCUCACAGUGCACCUUACCUAGCAAUCAAGAUGAUGCAGAUCUGUGACUCUUACAGCCAAAAACAUUCCCUCUUCAAUGCAAUGAACCGCUUUAUUGGAGCUGUUAACAACAUGGACCAAACAGUGAUGGUGCCCAGUCUUCUUCGGGAUGUGCCUCUCAUGCUGGAUGAACUGGAUUCAGGGGGUGGCUGUGGAGAAAGGGAGCCCCAGUUGACUCCCAAUGGUAGUACCUAUUGUUCUUGCAGAGAUAUGUAUAGUCACUACAUGUUGCUCAAAUCCAUUCGCAAUGACAUUGAAUGGGGUGUAUUACAACAGGCAAAUGAGGAAACCACUGGAAGGAAGAAGGAUAAGCUGAAUGGGAGCUCUGGUGCCAUGGACAUAAGCCGAGGGAUCCCUGAAGAUAGGGAGGCAGAGGAGGAUUUGGAGAAGCAAUUUCAUUAUCACCUGAGUGGGCUUCACACUGUGCUCUCCAAGCUUACCCGCAAAGCCAAUGUACUUACCAACCGCUACAAGCAGGAGAUUGGAGUCAACAACUGGGGGCACUGAAUCAGGGAGGGCCUGCCUGCCUGUUCUGGUGAAAAGUUAAAAAUAUAUAUAGGGGAAAUAGGUAUUUGGAGAGGGCUAAAGAAGAAUACAAACAAGAAUAGUUGUGUGUGUGUGGGAGAGAGUGAGUGAGAGAAAGUCCUGGAGAUUUAAAAAUUGGAGUAUAUCAAGGUCAGUAGUAAAUGUAGGAUGCACUAUAAAAUUUUGUAUCUUAGAAGAAUAUAAGGAUAAGAAAGUGAAAGGGACUUUUUAUUUUAGAACUUUACUGUUGAGUACUACUAUAACCUUUUAGGGAGGCAGGGUGAUAAAUUUCUGCCUCAACUAGCAGGCAUAACUAGGCAGCCAAGUAUAAAGUUUCCAGAUUCUGAGGACUCAGAAUGAUGUAUAAUGGCCCCAGCCAGUUACUGAAAGAGUUCGUUGUAAUUCUUGGGAAAUUGCUCAAGUGCAUGUGGUGGCGGCAAUUGUAGAGAUGAUUGUAUCACUUCUUUCCUGAUUUUUGCACUAAUUUUGUAACAUAUAUGUGUGUGUGAGGAUGUAUUUAAGAACCUAUGAAAUCUCUGCAUGCUGUCAGAAUAGUAGACAUCUUAUUUUUUAUCAGCGCACAAAAAUUAUAUUAACACUAGUUAAAUAUGUUUUUAAAUAUACAGGGCAAACAGUUAUUGUUCAUCUUUAGAUGCAACACUUAUCUUUCCUUAUUGCAUAGAACUGGUUAAGAUGAAACUGCAAGUAUGCUGUUUAAAUUAUUUUUGCAGUGGAUAAAGCCAGUUAACUAAUGUCCACUCAUAUUUCAGUGGAGAGUAAAACCAAUUAAUGUGCACUCAUAGUUCACUGGAAAGGUAGGUUCCCAUUAUUGUACAUGUAUUGAUUAUUUAAGCUUUUUUAUUCAGAUAUGGAAUAUAUUCUAAAAUAAGGUAUAUUGACUAAAGUUGGUGUAUGUAUACUAUGGCUCCACUUGAAUUAAAUGCUAAUGUUUACAAUA